GACAACUCCAGACAUGGUUAACGCCUCCAACUGCUCAGCAGUGACUUGCGACAGCUGGGACUGGGACAACUCCAGCUACUCCCUGGGGACUGAUGACGACCUGGACUGGUGCGAGGCUGGUGAGCAGGAGUUCACCAUCAAGAUGUUCCAGACGUGUGUCUUCUGCCUGAUCUUCCCGCUGGGCGUGGUGGGGAACUGCCUGGUGAUCGCCACCUUUGCCCUUUACCGUCGCCGCCGGCUUCGCUCCACGACCGACAUCUUCCUGUUCCACUUGGCGCUGGCUGACCUCCUGCUGCUCCUCACGCUCCCGCUACAGGCCGUCGACACUCACCUGGGCUGGAUCCUCCCCGUUUCUCUUUGCACGGUCAUGCGUGCAUGCUAUGCUAUCAACACGUACAGUGGGCUGCUGCUGCUGGCCUGCAUCAGCGUCGACCGCUACCUGGUGGUGGCUCGAGCCCAGGAGAUGCUGCGGCUGCGCAGUCAGAUCCUGACAGGAGGGACGGUAGCUGCUGUAGGUGUGUGGCUUGUUGCGGUGGUCCUCAGCCUGCCUGAAAUCCUCUUCUCUGGGGUGCUGGGGCAGGGCAUUGGUGCGUACUGCGGCGUGCUGAAGAGCGGACACGUCAAAAUGGCCACCAAUGGAGCCAUUAUCGCCGUCUUCUGCCUGUCCCUCUUCGUGAUGGUCACAUGCUACUCCUUGAUUGCCCGAACGCUGUGGGAAGGGCAGGCACACCGGCGGGGGAAGCAGUGGCACCGGCAGCGCACCUUGAAGCUGAUGGUGGCUCUGGUGCUGGUGUUCAUGGUGUUCCAGCUGCCGUACACUGUGGUGCUGUCACGUAAGAUGGCGGGGCACUUCUGUGGCCUCCUGCUGGAGUACAUCACCUGCACUUUGGCCUACACCCGCUGCUGCGUCAACCCCAUCCUGUACGCCCUGGUAGGCGUGCGUUUCCGUGGCGACGUGUCGAGGCUCAUCCACGAUUCGGGCUGCCACUGGGGGCUCAAGCUGGCGCCUCAGUCGGUGAGCUCGGUCUCCCCCUCCUCCCCUCUUCCCACCGUGCUCUCAGGCUCCUCUCCAACGGCCCCUUUUGAACGCAGCUUCUUCAGCAAGGCUCCAGUUCCUCCCGCCAGCCAGCUUUCAGGAACCAAGUAAUACCUUAGAGUGGACUGUAAACCCGCUGUCGGCUUUGGGUUGUUUAUGCUCCUGUCUUAUACACGACGCACCUUUGCAGGAGCGGCGGGUUUUCAAUGAAACGUUUCAAUAAUGAAUCUUAAUGAAAGCAAACUUCACAUGUCGGGUAAGAGUGCCAACCUGCAGACACCUGAGUGUCUACAGUCAGCUGCGAUUGGUGCGCGUCCUGACGUGAGCCGCUCAAAGCUGCUUUAAUUGUAUUAACGUUUUGCUCGAAGCGUUGGUGACACAUUGAAAUCUCACGAGUUGCUGUUGACACACUUCUUUUAUUACUCAAAAGGUCCUGAGUUGUCACACGCAGCUCCUGUCAUGACGCCAAUGCAGCAUUUGGUCACACUUGUGGUCAGGAGUUGUUUUUCAGCCGACAUGUGACAAAAGGCGGGCGGUCACAGUCACUGAUUUUCACCAGCCAGCAUUGCAGUAUUUUUAUUCUACAAAUCCCAUAACCUGCUUUCACUCUGUCGGCUUCACUGCUUGCUGUUAGACUCUACAUAUUAAAACCUUUCAGUCGCAGGUGGCCAAAUGAAAUAAAGUCUGACUGAAACGAUUUUCUUUUCCUCUGAGAAGCUGUCAUUCCGUCGUCUGCCUGUCACUCACGUCUGAGUUAUUAUGCACAGAUGUAUUUACUGUAUAUAUUUUUAGACAUGAACUUUGCUUUUCCAGGGUUUUAGACUUUGAACUGUCAGGUUAUGAACAACUUGUGCUCCACAGAGUCUCCGCCGGCUGUUUGCUGUGUUUCCACAGCUUCUGUUGGCUCUGUCUACAUCUUAAAUCAAUCAUAAUAGUGCUGUCACAUAUGAGCAUUCUAAUUAUUAACUAAUCUGAUGCUUAACUGACUAAUGGUUCAGUCAAUUAAAUGUCAGAAAAAAUGCUUGCAGCAAUUUUUCCAGAGUGCAAAGUGACGUCUUCAGGUUGAUCCUUUUGUUCAACCAACAGUCCAAAACCCAAAGACUCCUCCUUUACUGCCAAAAAUGACAAAGAAAAGCAACACAUCCUGAUGUUUGAGACGGUGGAACCUGAAAAUGUCUGACAUUUUUGCUUGAAAAAUGACUGAAACAAUUAAAUUGAUUAUCAAAACCGAUUUUCUUCAGAUGAAAUAAGGAAUUAAUGGUGGCACCUCUAAGUAACAACCUGAGCUUGUUUCCAACCAAUCUGACCAAGAAGUGCAUGUAUUGUGUUGAUAAGUUGUGUACCAUCACUGGAUGAGCAUACAAGUUAUUGUUAUUAUCAUUAUAUAAUAAUAUUACUAUAUUAAUAUCAUAUAGUGACAUUUGUUUAUUUGUCUGUUUAAUAGUUUGCUGUAUUUUCAGUCGUUAUUAGAUCAAGUAGAAACUGUUUGUCUUGAUGUAUCGGCUUCUCCACUCACUUGUUCGUAUAAUUAAACUUUGAUUAUUCUUGCAGUCAUCAAAUGUUGUGUAGACUGCAUGUUAAAGCCAGCGUCAUGUAAUCUUAAGAGGUUGUGUUUUCUUGUUUACACUCGUUAUUAAAUCAUCACUCACUGCUGUGCAGAA
This is a messenger RNA of Scatophagus argus, 2697 nucleotides long. RefSeq names its product chemokine (C-C motif) receptor 10 (gene ccr10). The record is from RefSeq and is a predicted model, not a curated record. Bases 14 to 1147 code for a protein of 377 amino acids. Gene Ontology annotation, molecular function: G protein-coupled receptor activity. Gene Ontology annotation, biological process: immune response; G protein-coupled receptor signaling pathway. Lineage: Eukaryota; Metazoa; Chordata; Actinopteri; Scatophagidae. The transcript has 2 exons. Gene Ontology annotation, cellular component: membrane.